Molecule: messenger RNA, 4161 nt
Organism: Pygocentrus nattereri (red-bellied piranha)
Lineage: Eukaryota; Metazoa; Chordata; Actinopteri; Characiformes; Serrasalmidae
Gene: rgra
Product: retinal G protein coupled receptor a
Exons: 7
Coding region: 388-1275 (295 amino acids)
Biological process (GO): visual perception; G protein-coupled receptor signaling pathway; phototransduction
Cellular component (GO): membrane
Molecular function (GO): G protein-coupled receptor activity
Source: RefSeq, a predicted model, not a curated record
AACACUCCACCUGUUGUGUAGAGGCCUGUCAGGCGAAAAAGAAACAAAAAAAGAAUGUUUUUUUUUUGUAGGCUGGGCUGCUUCUCAUCCCCAUCAAAACCACGGACGACACAAAGGCUUGUUGUGUAACUGAAUGAGCGCUUUACGCUCGCAUUGUGCAAAUACGUAUUAGCGGGGCAAUGGCUGAUGCUGUUAGGUUCAUUAAGAAAUUCCUCUGCGGAUUGAGGCAGGGAGAGGGCUUUACAUAAUGACGUCCCUGCUUUUUUCUCGUGAAAUGGCCCUUUAAAAGUAGGCUUCUUUUGGUCACCCCUGAGGCACAGGCUAUCGAGCGACCGGACGGUGAAGCUUGAGGUGUGAUCACCCAGUUUUAGGUCAGAUAUUUUCAAAAUGGUGACUUCUUAUCCGCUGCCCGAGGGAUUCUCUGAGCUCGAUGUGUUUUCACUGGGAUCCUGUUUACUCGUGGAGGGUUUCCUCGGAUUCAUCCUGAAUGCCGUCACAGUUGUUGCCUUCCUUAAAAUACGAGACUUACGGACUCCGAGUAAUUUCCUUGUGUUCGCUUUGGCUCUGGCAGACAUGGGGAUUUGUCUGAAUGCCACUAUAGCCGCAUUCUCCAGCUUUCUGAGAUACUGGCCCUAUGGAUCAGAAGGGUGCCAAACCCACGGCUUUCAUGGAUUCCUAACUGCUCUUUCCAGCAUCCACUUCAUUGCAGCUAUUGCUUGGGACAGAUACCACCAGUACUGCACCAGAACAAAGCUCCAGUGGAGUCGUGUCAUCUCCCUGGCUGUCUUCAUCUGGCUCUUUACUGCUUUCUGGGCAGCGAUGCCUUUGAUUGGCUGGGGAGAGUAUGAUUAUGAGCCACUGAGAACCUGCUGUACUCUAGACAUAAGCAAAGGAGACAGGAACUACGUCUCUUAUGUGAUUCCAAUGGCCAUCUGUAAUAUGGGAAUUCAAGUGUUUAUUGUGAUGUCCUGCUACAAAUCCAUUGACAAGAAAUUCAAGAAGACAGGCCAGGAAAGGUUCAACUGUAGCACUCCCCUGAAGACCCUGCUGUUUUGCUGGGGCCCUUAUGGAAUCCUAGCCUUCUAUGCUACUGUGCAGAACGCCAACCUCCUGUCUCCUAAAUUGAAAAUGAUUGCUCCUAUUGUGGCUAAAACCUCACCCAUCUUCAAUGUCUUUGUUUACGCUCUGGGAAAUGAAAACUACAGAGGAGGAAUCUGGCAGCUGCUCACUGGACAAAAAAUUGCGACACCUUCCAUUGAGAACAAGUCCAAAUAAACCAAGCAUACAGUAAUCAUGUAUAAUGUUCUGGUCAUUUCUGCCAGGUAUGAUACAUGCUCAAGCUCAUACCAUCUUCAUAAUAUUAUUGGCUCAUUUCACUCAUGGUGUUUUUCUAUCUCAUAGGAUAUUGUUUCUGUCCAGGAUAAUUUGGUCUCGUGUAGCCAGCAAGAAAGAGUAAUAGCUUAUAUAUUUCCAACAUGGUGCGUGUAGUCCUACUUUUGACUGAUUGUGUCAUUUAAGUCAUUGUAAUAGGCCUCACUGCAGGAGCACUUUGUUCAGUCACAUAAUACAGGUUACGCCACUUCCAUGUUGUGAUUAAAUAACAGCACAUGAGUAUUACACACGAGUUAUGAGUAGAAGCUGUGCUGAUAUUUCAUAAGUGCUUACAUCUGAUAUUUCAUAACUAUAGCAGUUGUGAAAUAUCAGAACUGCUGUUUCAAUUUUGGCAGCAUAAUGCAGGGAUUAUUAAGGUCACAGUGCAAAAUGAUUUUUUUCUGCCUUGAUGAAGCACAAUAUAUUUACAUGUAUAGUUUGGUUCAUUUUUGGGUAAAGUAAUAUUUUAACAUUCGUGCUAGAUACAUCUAAAAAGUAUUUAUUUUCUACCAUAGAGUUAUCCUCCAGCAUGUAAAUCUCACUUGCCAUGAGAUGAUGUCCAUGCUAAGCCUGAGACAGAAUUAGACAAGCAACAUUUUAUAAUCCCAGAAACAACAGUGCUUUUCAUGAUAACACAUUCCCCCAGUGCUUAAGACUAACAGACAGGAGGAGAUUACGCACAAGACAUACUGCAAUUAGAUAUAAUGCCCGCCCUGCACGUCUCUCUCCCUCCUGCACAUGCUCCCACUGUCCAUCUCUUAAACCAGUCACAUAUGUAAAAAGGACAUGGGAAAAUACAGUGCUGUGCAAAAGUCUUAGGUAUGUAAGACAAUUAUAUAUAGAGCAAUUUAAUAAAAAAAUAAUAACAUUAGAAUAAAUACUUAAUAUGAAUAAACAUACAAAGAACACACUGUGAUUUGAUGUAUGUGGGAGUGUGGGAGUGAGCCCAGUAUUUACAGUCAUCAUCCAAUCAGGCGUGUGCUGCUAGAAUUUAGCAAAUCCAUGCAAUGGCUGGAGAUGUGAAGAACCAAACCUUUCUAUCUGUGUUCUUCUAACCAAACAUUAAAAACUUAAAAACAAAAAAUAAAUUCUUGUUUAAUGUUGCUGUAUUUAUGUUUAUCUAUAUUUAUUCUAAUGUUACAUAGAGUGUUACAGGCAAAAACUCAUUUACUACCAGGAAUUGGCUGCCUAAGACUCUUACACAGUACUGUACAUCUGCUGUGGUAAAGUUAUUAUAAAGGUAUUAUUAUAUAUAUAUAAUUAUAAAGGUAUAAUUAGAAGUAUCUUGGCUUGAAACAUACUAUUAUUUGCAAAAGUUUCAAUAAAGCAAAAUGUUUUUGUUAAAAUUAACACAUCCUCUACAGAGAACACACUUAAAAUGGCAUUUUGUGCAAAUAUUUGUACCCAGUUUUUGGUUUUAACAUAUUGGAAAUAAAAUAUAAAUAAAAUAAUAAUAAUAAUUCGCUGUAAGGAGUGAGAUGAAACUAAUUAUUUGUGUUGUGAUGAAUGGUAGCAACACAGCAGCAAAUGUAUAUAUUUUAGUGGUAAAAUACACAAACAUUAGCAGACAGUGAUUUAAUUGUUUACACAAACUAUUAAAAGCCGAAUGUAAUUUUACACAUAUUUAGCUUUCUGUUUAUAUAUUAAGUAAAUCUACUCUUCAUCAACCUUUUCAAACCCCUACACUCUACACUCACUUGACCUCACCUGUUAAAGGUGUUAAAAAGGCACAUUUUUGACAGAAAACAUGAACAUGAGAUUAAAGUCAUUAGCAAAGCAAUGAGAUUAAUAUAUUCCUGUAUUUCAAAAGCACCACCUACAAAUGUAAUAAUUUAUUCCUAAGGUGUAGCAAUCUUGUGCUGAAAGGUUAUUUGUAAGUUACUGUUCUCUAGACUGCAUUCAUUAUUAUCUUGUUAAUAGUAGUGUCAUUAUCUGUAUUAUAAAUACCUAACAGUGCUGUGAUUUAAGGAGUGGCUGAACUGUAUUGAUAAUGUAUGUUAUAUAUAGAUGAAUGUGUUUUCUGUGCACAAAUGACAGCAUUUAUGUGACAUUAUCAAAAUUAUACAAAGCAGCUCAACUUAAAUUCAGCUUGUGAAAGAAAAGCACAACUGAACAAUAUGUGUGUGUGUGUGUGUGUGUGUGUGUGUGUGUGUGUGUGUGUGUGUGUGUGUGUGUGUGUGUGUGUGUGUGUGUGCAUGCAUGAGAGAGAUUUAGUGUGACACCUGAUGAAUGUGCUUUGUGUGAACUGAUGUUAUGUGCAUCGCUUGUCAAUGUUUUCUAUUAUACUUCCUCAAGUGCAUUAUGACUUAUGACUUUGAUAUGAGUUUUUUUCUUCAUACUGUGCCUCAUAAAUAACAGUGGGUUACUGUAUCACUCCCAAUAAAGAAAUUCUCUGGGAUAUUUUGUUGUUCUUUAUAAGGCCUAAGAGAUUACAAAGAAGUCUUCCUGCAUCCUGCAUUCUCACAAAGAUACUCGAUCCCUACCACUCUAAACAAUGAGCAAAUGUUGCACUGGAUGAUAUUUACCAUUUGGAACAGAUCACUUUACCCGAACCAUCUUACUCCUCAAGAAGGGGUUACCAAGCCGAUUAACUGAAGAGCUUUCACUUCAGACUUCAGUAAUGUUACAUAACUCUUCACACUAAGCCCAUUUCUAGUCAUCAGAGCACAAUGCUUUUGUGGAUGCUGUGGAUGUACUUAUGAGGGUUAAUAGAUGUAACACAAUAAAUGUAAUUGUCAUAAUCUGAAUGUGAUGUAAUGCUCAGCAGUCAAAAUGAAUUGCAUAAUGAAA